Messenger RNA from Hyaloscypha bicolor E, 501 nucleotides. Its product is annotated as putative Non-classical export protein 2. The record is from RefSeq and is a predicted model, not a curated record. NCBI's taxonomy places the organism in Eukaryota, Fungi, Ascomycota, Leotiomycetes, Helotiales, Hyaloscyphaceae. Gene Ontology annotation, biological process: protein localization to plasma membrane; eisosome assembly. The coding region runs from base 1 to 501 and encodes 166 amino acids. Gene Ontology annotation, cellular component: plasma membrane; eisosome. The transcript is spliced from 2 exons.
AUGGCAAAAUUCGUUCAAAUUGGCUUCCGAGCAUCUGAAUUUGUCUGGACCCUUCUUAUUACAGCUUUGAUCGGCAAUGUCAUCGCGGAGGCCUUUUCUGGAAACCCUUCAAGCGUCAAUUACGCAAUAUUCGUCGCAGUCUUCUCGUGGAUAGUCCUGCUGAUCGGCCUCGUGGUGGCAUUUACGGAUUUGGAGAACAUAAUCCUGCAGGUCCUGAUAGCCUUGGAUGCGCUCGCCGUUGUCUUCACAUUCGUUGCUGGUGUGGUUUUGGCUGCCAAGCUUGGGGUCCAUAGCUGUGGCAACACCUCAUACACGACUACCAACAGCUUAACCAACGGCUCACACGACACAUCAAAGCGAUGCCGCGAACUCCAAGCCAGCACCGCAUUCUUCUGGUUCCUGUUCGCUUCUUUCGUUGGAUCUCUCGUCCUUAGCGCCAUGGGUGGCAGAAGCUCGAUGUCCAUGAGAGGACGCAAAGGUCAGCCCAUGUCCCAGGUCUAA